Pseudogymnoascus verrucosus is the source of this 2566-nucleotide messenger RNA. RefSeq lists its product as uncharacterized. Gene Ontology annotation, cellular component: extracellular region. The coding region runs from base 502 to 2289 and encodes 595 amino acids. NCBI's taxonomy places the organism in Eukaryota, Fungi, Ascomycota, Leotiomycetes, Thelebolales, Thelebolaceae. The transcript has 3 exons. The record is from RefSeq and is a predicted model, not a curated record. Gene Ontology annotation, molecular function: chitinase activity. Gene Ontology annotation, biological process: carbohydrate metabolic process.
CUCUUCCUCUCAAUCCCUCGUCCUUCCACUUCAGCCCUGCAUCUGCCCUGCAUUCAGCUCCACCGGCUGUUAUAAACUUGUACCUGCAUCAUUAAAGGUAACCGCUUUGGUCAUAUCACCCACCUAUCCAACACCCCGCCACUAUUCCCGGAACCAACAUCCGUUCACUAUCACCGGCGCCUCCAUGAACCAGCCCCAUGCCUCCACCGUUUCGUCACCCUCGCCUGCGGGGCCCCCCAUGUAGGUUUGGUCACGAUCCUCAUCUCAUCUUAUCUUGUUGCCUUUUCCUUUUAUCUCUCCUUCUUCCCUCUUUCUCUCUCUUUUCUCACCUCACCCACUUCCUUCACGUCGUCCCUAUUCCCACGCGGUAUCGUCGAUAUACCUCGUUGCAGACUUUUGUUUGCGUCCUUUCGUUGAAAGUCAAAUCAACACCACGCUCUUUUGCACCGGCCUAGGCCAUAUCACAAUCUUUAAACCCCCUCGCUGCUUCAUAUAUUUAUAAUGGGUAUCUCCAAGACCUUUGCGGCCGUUGCCGCCCUCUCAGCCGUGGCGAGCGCCGCCGGCUCCUCUGCAAGAAGCGCCGUGGCCACAUACUGGGGCCAAACUGGCGGAACUCUUCGCGACUACUGUGACACAGCUGAUACGGAUUACAUUCCCGUCGGCUUCAUCGACUAUUUCCCGGCGCAGGGGAACGGAUGGCCAGGUUCCAACUAUGGCAGUUCAUGCUGGGCCUCGACAUACACCGCCCCCGGCUACAACGGCGUUGACGAUCCUCUCCACAACCGCCUCCUUGACCACUGCACGGGCAUGGCACAGGACAUCCAGUACUGUCAGUCUAAGGGAAAGAAGAUUCUUCUGUCCCUCGGUGGCGGACCUAACACCUACUCCCUAACUGGCAAGAAGGACGGAGAGGCCUUCGCCGAUUUCUUAUGGGCAGCCUACGGCCCCCCCACCGUGGAGUGGGUUGGCCCCCGCCCCUUCGAUCCCCUCCCAGGUACUGAGGGCGAGGGCAUCGCGACAAUCGUCGAUGGAUUUGACUUUGAUAUCGAGCACCCAGACACCGACAACUCCGUUGGAUAUAUCGCCAUGAUCAACAGGCUCCGUAGCUACUUCCCUGAUGGCGGCUACCUCAUCACCGGUGCACCUCAGUGCGUUGUCAACGAUGCGAACAUGGAUUUGAUGAUCCAGGGCGCCCAAUUCGACAUCAUCUGGGUUCAAUUCUACAACACUGAUGGUUGCGCUGCUAGAGACUGGGUUAAACUUAACCCUGACUACGCGACAACUGGUGUCGAGACUACUGUCCCCAAAGAGUACCCCCACGGCGGCUUCUCCUACGAUGCGUGGUUGAAGCGCCUCCAGGCCCCUGGCUCCAAGAGCAAGAACGCCAAACUUUCCAUUGGUGUUUUGGGAGCGCCGAACAUGGACCCAACCAUUCCUAUUGAAUACUACCUGUCGGCGGAUCAGCUUAAGCCGCUGAUCGACGAGUACUACUGCCACGAUAACUUUGGCGGGUUCAUGAUCUGGGACGCCGUCUUUGCCGGCAAAAACAAGGACCAGAACGGCGUUAAUUUCCUGGCUCAGAUCAAGAACCUCCUGGUUGCCCGCGAGGCCAAGGGAUGCGCAGCGCCCACUUCCACUGUCAGCUCGAGCACCAAGGCUCCCGUCACCACUUCCACUGUCAGCUCGAGCACCAAGGCUCCCGUCACCACCUCCACCCCUGGCCCACUCACCACCGGCCCAUCCACCACCGCCGUGACCACCUCGACCGGCCACUGGGGCAACAACACCAUCAGUGACUCCCCAACCCUCACCUCCACCAUCCUCCGCACCACCGUCUACACCGUGACCAGCUGUGCCCCCACCGUGACCAACUGCCCCCUCGGCCACGUCACCACCGCCACCCUCACCGACUACACCACCUGGUGCCCCGGCAACCCCACCAUCACCCCGGCCCCAACCACCACCAGCGCCGCCAAGCCAACCAAGUCCGGGAAGCCCAGCACCGUCUACACCACCAUCAUCCACACCAUCACCGCUUGCCCGCCUAGUGUGACAAACUGCCCCGCCAACGAGAAGACCACCAGCGUCGUUACGGAAACGAAGGCGAUUUACACCACUAUCUGUGACGAGGAGACUACCCUCCAGACCGCUAUCCCGACUGGCGGCAUCAAGGCCGUUGGCACUGGAAGCCCGACGAUCCCCCAGACUCCGUUCGUUGGAGGUGGUGGACGCGUCGGUGGUAGCGUCUUUGCGGCGGCUGUUGUGGGUGUGUUGGCACUGCUGAUGUAAAUGUGUGUGUGUGGGGAUGGGAUCUGAAAUAUUCGCUUCUAUGUUUUAAGGAAAUAUUGUGACAAUAUUUAUUUUUUGGAGAUAAUGCUUGUUGAAAUCUGAGUUUAGCGAUGGAGAGGGGAGUGAAGAAACAUAUUGGAUUGGACUGUGUUCAUGUUUCCGAGCGUUUAGUUGGGUAGGUAUCCUAAUGUCAUUUAUGGAUCCAGCAGGAUGCUAUGGAAGGUUGUUUUAGUUUUAAAAUUUUAUGAAGAAAACUUGAAUGAAGGUAUUAUGCUUG